CGAGUGCCCUCAAAUUGUGGAAGUAGAAAGAAGAAUGGUCCAAAGAGGCAGGCAGUAAGCAGAAGAACUGAAAAGAAGCUCCGCUAUGCCCAGCUGUCCCCAAACAGAACAGAUCUCUUUCUUUCCAUCUAUCUGUGGAGUGUGAAGGUUCUCCGUCGUCCCUCUCCACUCUCCUGCAGAAUAAUCCCUUCCCAUCGCCCGGAAUCGCCUCUGCCAGCUUCUUGUUAACGGUUAACCACAACUCGAGUCCUUGCUCCGUCUGCUGUGCAUCUAAAAAGUUCCACUCCGAAUUAUCCCUGUGUGUAUCCCCGUGUGCCCGAGGCCCUCUGACCUCAUAUCCGAUCAACCAUACGCCUCGUUACUACACGUUCCUGAGGUGUAUCUUAGUGUCUGCAACACGAUUUCUCUCCCGUGAUUUCUGCAAUGCACCGCGUAGCGAGUGUAGGUAAUACUUCCAACUCAAGUAGGCCUCGGAAGGAGAAGAGGCUGACUUAUGUACUGAAUGAUGCAGAUGAUACUAAGCACUGUGCUGGUGUCAAUUGCUUGGCAGUAUCAAACUCAGCUGUUACUGAUAAGCAUGACUACAUAUUUACUGGGAGUCGUGAUGGCACAUUAAAAAGAUGGACUUUGGCUGAAGAUGGUGCCACGUGCUCUGCAACGUUUGAGUCCCAUGUUGAUUGGGUAAAUGAUGCUGUUCUAACAGGUGGUAACACAUUAGUGUCAUGCUCCUCGGACACUACAGUCAAGGUAUGGAAUAGCUUGUCUGAUGGGACUUGUGCUGGGACACUUCGUCAGCAUUCUGAUUAUGUCACAUGCCUUGCUGCAGCAGAAGAAAAUAAAAACAUUUUCGCCUCUGCUGGCCUUGGUGGAGAAGUUUUUGUAUGGGAUCUUGAAGCAGCACUCGCUCCCAUCUCUAAGAUGAUUGAUGGCAAUGAAGAUGAAUGUUCUAAUGGUGUCACGAGUUCAGGAAUUUCGUUACCCGUUACAAGUCUCCGACCUACUAGCUCAAGCAACAAUAUUUCAUCACAUACUACUCAGUCCCAAGGGUAUGUUCCUACUGCUGCAAAAGGGCACAAGGAGUCAGUUUAUGCAUUAGCUAUGAAUGAGACAGGGACUCUACUUGUGUCUGGUGGAACUGAGAAGGUUAUACGUGUUUGGGAUCCAAGGACGGGAUCAAAGACUAUGAAACUAAGAGGGCAUACUGAUAAUAUUAGAGCACUGCUUCUGGAUUCUACUGGCAGGUUCUGCCUAUCAGGAUCAUCCGAUUCAAUGAUCAGACUAUGGGAUCUUGGCCAACAGAGAUGUGUGCAUUCCUAUGCUGUGCACACAGAUUCUGUUUGGGCACUUGCUAGCACUCCAACAUUUAGUCACGUCUACAGUGGUGGAAGAGACCUAUCUUUAUACUUGACAGACCUGGCAACACGAGAGAGUGUACUACUUUAUACAAAGGAACACCCAAUCGUGCAAUUGGCAUUGCAUGAUGAUGGUAUCUGGGUUGCAACAACUGAUUCUUCUGUACAUAGAUGGCCAGCAGAAGUGCACAAUCCUCUGAAAGUUUUUCAAAUAGGAGGUUCAUUCUUGGCGGGAAAUUUGUCAUUUUCUAGGGCAAGGAUUUCGUUGGAGGGAUCAACACCUGUGCCUGUUUAUAGAGAACCGUCAUGUAGUAUCCCUGGGACUCCAGGAAUAGUUAAGCAUGAAAUUCUAAACAACAGAAGACAUGUCCUUACAAAGGAUACUGCUGGCGCUGUGAAAUUGUGGGAAAUCACCAGGGGCACUGUGAUUGAAAAUUUUGGUGAGGUUUCGUUCGAGAAGAAGAAAGAAGAACUUUUUGAGAUGGUAAGCAUACCUGCGUGGUUUACCGUGGAUACGAGACUUGGAAGCUUGUCUGUACAUUUGGAUACACCACAAUGCUUCUCUGCUGAGAUGUACUCUGUGGACCUUAACAUUGCUGGGAAGCCCGAGGAUGACAAAAUUAACUUGGCGCGGGAAACCCUUAAAGGUCUUUUGGUUCAUUGGUUAACCAAAAGAAAGCAGAGAUUUGGAUCCACAGUGUCAGGAAAUGGGGAAGUCCUGCCUGGGAAAGACAUCUCUACUAGGAAUUUAGCUGUAUCAAGAGUUGAGGCAGAUAGUAACACAGAUAAUGAUUCUGUUGUUUAUCCACCGUUUGAGUUUUCAGCACUUUCCCCUCCAUCUAUCAUUACGGAGGGCUCUCAAGGCGGGCCAUGGAGAAAGAAAAUUACAGACUUAGAUGGAAUGACAGAUGAGAAGGACUUCCCAUGGUGGGUCCUGGACUGUGUGUUGAACAAUCGCCUUCCUCCGAGGGAAAAUACCAAAUGCAGCUUUUAUUUGCAUCCAUGUGAGGGUUCUAGUGUUCAAAUACAUACUCAAGGAAAACUGAGUGCCCCACGUAUCUUGAGAGUUCAUAAGGUAAUCAACUAUGUCAUUGAAAAGAUAGUUCUCGAUAAGCCGCAACUGGAUAGCUUGAAUUCAGAUGGAACUUUUGUUUCUGGAGGAUCUGGCCCAGCUGUUGGAGGAGAUGUUGCCUUCAGGGCAGGCCUUAAGCCUUUUCAAAAGCUUAAGCCUUGUAUUGAGAUAUUGUGCAGCAACCAGGUAUUAUCUCCUGACAUGAGCUUAGCCACAGUUCGGGCUUAUAUAUGGAAGAAACCUGAAGACCUUGUUCUCAAUUAUCGGAUAGCUCCAAGCAGGUGACUCAGGGUACUCUGGUCUCAGGUGAAAUCAGAAGGCAGCAUCGUAUAAUGUGGAACAAGUAUGAUGCUUUUGGAAGAAAAGUGCAGUUAUAAUGAUAAAAGUGCGGAUAUGGAAGUUUAGAAAGUGUAAUAUAUAGUAGUGCAAUUUUUAUAAAUUUGGUAUGCACAUGAUAAAAGUGCAUUUUAUUUUGUAAAAGAGUGGCAAUAUAGUUAUGCAUGAAGCGUAAUAUAAUAAUGCAUUUUUGUAUAUGUCUAAAAUUUACGCCUGAAUAUUUAUAUCCAUUUUUAAAACAUGUAUGGAUGUGCACAACAUGUGUAGAGUGUAGAUUCAAAAGUCCA
Molecule: messenger RNA, 3047 nt
Organism: Cuscuta epithymum
Lineage: Eukaryota; Viridiplantae; Streptophyta; Magnoliopsida; Solanales; Convolvulaceae
Source: the annotation of a GenBank genome assembly